CUGAAUCGUUUCAGUGAACAAGUACCGGAACCUUCGACCAGCUUAUCUGCUGUCGAUGAUUAUGCUCAGUCAAGCCUCAGUGGUGCCAGUAUUUCUUUUGAGUCACCCAAAGAAAAAUCAUCUCCAAUCUAUGAAUAUGUUUCGCGUAUGCCAACAUACCGGCGACGCUCCAUUCACCCCGACCGGCCUGGGUUGGACAGUCCUUACACGGAUUUUAUGCUCCCUGAAACCAGAUCCACCGUAUCUUCGACAGGAUAUUACAAACAGUCGAAAUACCACAAACCAAUGGGAUCUUACUCUGUGAAGUCAUCGAUCGGUGUGAGAUCCGUGAACUGGUUACGUAUUCCGUUUUCUUUGACACUUUCGUUUGUUGGCGCGCUGUGGUACACGGUGACAAGCGGUUUUCGUCGCCUGAAAAGCUCUUCGGCACUCGGUCACAUCUCAUUCCGUUUGAUCGCUUGCCUGUUUCUCGUUGGAUUAUUGGUUUUGCUUGUCACCAAGCUACUCUAUGGGGAUCCGUUUUAUCACAACCCGGUGAAUGAUUUACGCGGUUGGAUGCAACGUCGACGUGCUUAG
This is a messenger RNA of Echinostoma caproni, 576 nucleotides long. NCBI's taxonomy places the organism in Eukaryota, Metazoa, Platyhelminthes, Trematoda, Plagiorchiida, Echinostomatidae. The record is from the annotation of a GenBank genome assembly.